ACACACACUCCCCGAGGAUGAGUUCCUCAUCGUGCUACAGGACGUGGGUAAGAAGGACUGGACACACACACACACACCACACCACACACACACCACACACCACACACACUCCCAGAGGAUGAGUUCCUCAUCGUGCUACAGGACGUGGGUAAGGACUGGACACACACACACCACACACCACACACACACACACACACCACACACACUCCCCGAGGAUGAGUUCCUCAUCGUGCUACAGGACGUGGGUAAGAAGGACUGGACACACACACCACACCACACCACACACCACACACACUCCCAGAGGAUGAGUUCCUCAUCGUGCUACAGGACGUGGGUAAGGACUGGACACACACACACCACACCACACCACACACACACCACACACCACACACACUCCCAGAGGAUGAGUUCCUCAUCGUGCUACAGGACGUGGGUAAGAAGGACUGGACACACACACACCACACACACUCCCCGAGGAUGAGUUCCUCAUCGUGCUACAGGACGUGGGUAAGAAGGACUGGACACACACACACACACACCACACCACACACACACCACACACCACACACACUCCCAGAGGAUGAGUUCCUCAUCGUGCUACAGGACGUGGGUAAGAAGGACUGGACACACACACACACACCACACACCACACACACUCCCAGAGGAUGAGUUCCUCAUCGUGCUACAGGACGUGGGUAAGAAGGACUGGACACACACACGCCACACACACCACACACACACCACACACCACACACACUCCCCGAGGAUGAGUUCCUUAUCGUGCUACAGGACGUGGGUAAGAAGGACUGGACACACACACGCCACACACACCACACACACACACCACACACCACACACACUCCCCGAGGAUGAGUUCCUUAUCGUGCUACAGGACGUGGUAGCCGGUAUGAACCAUCUCAGAGAGUACGGCAUCGUGCACCGUGACAUCAAACCAGGCAACAUCAUGCGUGUCAUCGGCGAGGACGGGAGGUCCGUCUAUAAACUGACUGAUUUCGGAGCAGCCAGAGAACUAGAUGACGAUGAGCAGUUUGUCUCUCUUUACGGCACUGAGGAAUAUCUGCACCCUGACAUGUAUGAGCGUGCAGUGCUGAGGAAAGAGCACCAGAAGAAGUAUGGAGCGACGGUUGACCUGUGGAGCAUCGGAGUCACCUUCUUCCACGCUGCCACCGGGUCACUCCCCUUCAGACCCUUCGAAGGACCACGCAGGAACAAGGAAGUCAUGUAUAAAAUCAUCACAGAGAAGCCAUCAGGAACCGUCUCUGGGCAGCAGAAGUUUGAGAACGGGAAGAUUGAGUGGAGCACAGAGAUGCCUGUCUCCUGCAACCUGUCCAAGGGCCUCCAGAGCUUGCUGACCCCAGUCCUAGCUAACAUCUUGGAGGCUGACCAGGAGAAAUGUUGGGGCUUUGACCAGUUCUUUGCUGAGACCAGUGAUAUCCUGCAUCGUACCGUGGUGUUGGUCUUCAGUCUACAGCAGGCUACUCUCCACUACAUCUACAUCCACCAGUACAAUACGGCGACUCUCUUCCAGGAGCUGUUGUCUCGUCGGUGCAGUAUCCCGGUCCACAACCAGGAGCUCCUGUACGAGGGGCGACGCCUACAGCUUGAGCCCAACCGCCAAGCCCAGACCUUCCCGCGGACCUCCAGAGACAACCCCAUCAUGCUGCUCAGCAGAGAGUCCGUAGCUACAGUGGGGCUCAUCUUCGAGGACCCGAGUCCUCCUAAAGUCCAGCCUCGCUACGAUCUGGACCUGGAUGCCAGCUAUGCCAAGACGUUUGCAGGAGACGUGGGCCACCUGUGGAAGACCUCAGACUCCCUGUUGGUUUGUCAGGAGCUGGUCAGGAAGGGAGUCAGGGGACUGAUUGAGUUGAUGAAGGAGGACUACAGCGAGAUGGUACAUAAGAAGUCAGAGGUCAUCCACGUCUGUCACUACUGCUCUCAGAUCCUGGAGAGGACAGAGCAGCUGUACGAGGUGUUAAUGCAGGCCAAUAUGUUGUCGUCGUCAGAAUACGAUGAGAUCUCAGACAUGAGGAAGAAAAUAGUCCUUAUCUCUAACUCCUUAGUCCCCAUGGAACAGACGGUUCAGGACAUCAAGAGUAAGUUCCUGUCAGGUGGUGUUCUGACGGACAGCUGGACUCAAGCUGGAACACACCCUGAAGACAGGAAUGUUGAGAGGAUCAAGGUUCUCCUGGACUCCAUUACAGCCAUCUACCACCAGUUUAAGAAGGACAAGGCUGAGAGACGUCUGCCGUACAACGAGGAACAAAUACACAAAUUUGACAAACAGAAGCUGGUGUUCCAUGCCACCAAGGCCAGGUCUCUGUUUACAGAGGAGUGUGCCAUGAAGUACCGCCUCUUCAUCUCUAAGAGCGAGGAGUGGAUGAGGAAGGUGCAUCACGUGAGGAAGCAGCUGAUUGGUCUAACCAGCCAAUUCAACAGCGUGGAGAAAGAAGUUUCCAUGGUGAUGGAGAGAGUUAUUAAGCUACAGGAGCAGUUACCUGGUAAGGUGCUACCUCUGGCAUCCAGUGGUAUGGUGAAGCCUCAAGCCUACCUCAGCCAGAGCACCUUGGUAGAGAUGACCCUGGGGAUGAAGAAGCUGAAGGAAGAGAUGGAGGGGGUAGUAAAGGAGUUGGCGGAGAACAACCACUUCCUGGAGAGGUUUGGCUCUUUGACAUUGGAUGGAGGAAUGAGAAGUGUGGACCGUAUCUGAGACCAUGUGGCCCCUCGCUACACCCUACACCUUCACCCAACCUCCAUACUCACCCUACACCUUCACCCAACCUCCAUACCCACCCUACACCUUCACCCAACCUCCAUACCCACCCUACACCUUCACCCAACCUCCAUACCCACCCUACACCUUCACCCAAAUUCCAUACCCACCCUACACCUUCACCCAACCUCCCUACCCACCCUACACCUUCACCCAACCUCCAUACCCACCCUACACCUUCACCCAACCUCCAUACCCACCCUACACCUUCACCCAACCUCCAUACCCACCCUACACCUUCACCCAAAUUCCAUACCCACCCUACACCUUCACCCAACCUCCAUACCCACCCUAAACCCUCCCCCCUGACUCUCAACCCACCCUAAACCCUCACUCGUCAACUCUCACCCACCCUAAACCCUCACUCGUCGACUCUCACCCACCCUAAACCCUCACUCGUCGACUCUCACCCACCCUAAACCCUCACCCCUCGACUCACCCACCCUAAAUCCCCACCUCAAUCCACUUUCUAGACCAGGGGUCUCCAACCUUUUCAAGCAUGAGAGCUACCUUCAAAUAGACCCGUUGUUCUCCUCUCCCUGCAACUCUUCCCCGGGUCCUUAGUGUACAAGAGACACUAUGUUUUCCCCGGGUCCUUAGUGUACAAGAGACACUAUGUUUUCCCUGGGUCCUUAGUGUACAAGAGACACUAUGUUUUCCCUGGGUCCUUAGUGUACAAGAGACACUAUGUUUUCUGUCGAUAUACCUGGUAAAACAAUGGUUAAUAAACAUUAAAGGGGGCCCUAUAAAAUCUGAUGUAUUUUUUUCUCCCAGAUCCUUCUGUUUUCUGUUUUCCUAUAUUCUGUUUUCUCAGUUGAUGUAUUUAGUUUUUACUCUCAAAACGGCAUGUUCUGAGUCCGUGUCAAUGUUUAAAUCACAUCAGAAGAAACUAUUUUUAGGUUUGGAAGAAAACGAACACGUUUAGAUUUUUGGAGUGCAAUUCCCUUUUAAUUGUGCAGGAAUGUGCCGUUUUAAUGUGCCGGUCUGUGGUGGUUCAGUACUGCUGCUGCUGAUUUCAUGGCAUAGUUUACCAACAAACAAACGGUAGAUACAAAUGAUGUACUUCUUCUAGAUAAGCCUACUUUACAGUUAACAUUUAAUAUGGUUUUGGGGGAAAGUAUUUCUGUCAAUCUACAAGACAGUUAAUCACAUCAACUGGCGUUACACUGAAUGACAGACAAACACCGGACGGACGGACGCCAUAUUGCUGAAAAUGAAUUGGCAGAUAAUGUGUUAGGUUUGGCUUUUUAAUCCAAUAGUGGCUAACCAGGGGUGGGAUAAUGUCGAUGUUGCCUUGAUUAGAUAGUAGCUGGGAGCUUGCCGUGUCUCUGAUACUUAGCUAACCAGGGGUGGGAUAAUGUCGAUGUUGCCUUGAUUAGAUAGUAUCUGGGAGCUUGCCGUGUCUCUGAUACUUGGCUAACCAGGGGUGGGAUAAUGUCGAUGUUGCCUUGAUUAGAUAGUAUCUGGGAGCUUGCCGUGUCUCUGAUACUUGGCUAACCAGGGGUGGGAUAAUGUCAAUGUUGCCUUGAUUAGAUAGUAGCUGGGAGCUUGCCGUGUCUCUGAUACUUAGCUAACCAGGGGUGGGAUAAUGUCGAUGUUGCCUUGAUUAGAUAGUAUCUGGGAGCUUGCCGUGUCUCUGAUACUUAGCUAACCAGGGGUGGGAUAAUGUCGAUGUUGCCUUGAUUAGAUAGUAUCUGGGAGCUUGCCGUGUCUCUGAUACUUGGCUAACCAGGGGUGGGAUAAUGUCAAUGUUGCCUUGAUUAGAUAGUAGCUGGGAGCUUGCCGUGUCUCUGAUACUUAGCUAACCAGGGGUGGGAUAAUGUCGAUGUUGCCUUGAUUAGAUAGUAUCUGGGAGCUUGCCGUGUCUCUGAUACUUGGCUAACCAGGGGUGGGAUAAUGUCAAUGUUGCCUUGAUUAGAUAGUAGCUGGGAGCUUGCCGUGUCUCUGAUACUUGGCUAACCAGGGAUGGGAUAAUGUCAAUGUUGCCUUGAUUAGAUAGUAGCUGGGAGCUUGCCGUGUCUCUGAUACUUGGCUAACCAGGGGUGGGAUAAUGUCAAUGUUGCCUUGAUUAGAUAGUAGCUGGGAGCUUGCCGUGUCUCUGAUACUUGGCUAACCAGGGGUGGGAUAAUGUCGAUGUUGCCUUGAUUAGAUAGUAUCUGGGAGCUUGCCGUGUCUCUGAUACUUGGCUAACCAGGGGUGGGAUAAUGUCGAUGUUGCCUUGAUUAGAUAGUAUCUGGGAGCUUGCCGUGUCUCUGAUACUUGGCUAACCAGGGGUGGCAUAAUGUCGAUGUUGCCUUGAUUAGAUAGUAGCUGGGAGCUUGCGGUGUCUCUGAUACUUUCAGAAUAUUUUGCGAGCUACAAAUAGCUACUGGUAGCUGGUGAUCGACCUGUUGGAGAGCCCUGAUCUAGACCCUGACCCCUACCUGACCCCCACCUCAAUCCACUAUCUAAACCCUGACCCCCACCUCAAUCCACUAUCUAGACCCUGACCCCUACCUGACCUCCACCUCAAUCCACUAUCUAGACCCUGACCCCUACCUGACCCCCACCUCAAUCCACUAUCUAGACCCUGACCCCCCCACCUCAAUCCACUAUCUAGACCCUGACCCCCACCUCAAUCCACUAUCUAAACCCUGACCCCCACCUCAAUCCACUAUCUAGACCCUGACCCCCACCUCAAUCCACUAUCUAGACCCUGACCCCCACCUCAAUCCGCUAUCUCGACCCUGACCCCCCACCUCAAUCCGCUAUCUCGACCCUGACCCCCCCACCUCAAUCCUCUAUCUCGACCCUGACCCCCCACCUCAAUCCACUAUCUAGACCCUGACCCCCACCUCAAUCCACUAUCUAGACCCUGACCCCUACCUGACCCCCACCUCAAUCCACUAUCUAGACCCUGACCCCUACCUGACCCCCACCUCAAUCCACUAUCUAGACCCUGACCCCCACCUCAAUCCACUAUCUAGACCCUGACCCCUACCUGACCCCCACCUCAAUCCACUAUGUAGACCCUGAUCCCCCACCUCAAUCCGCUAUCUCGACCCUGACGCCUACCUGACCCCACCAGUCUACAGUCUAGACCCCUGACCCCACCAGUCUACAGUCUAGACCCCUGACCCCACCAGUCUACAGUCUAGACACCUGACCCCUACCUGACCCCACCAGUCUACAGUCUAGACACCUGACCCCACCAGUCUACAGUCUAGACCCCUGACCCCACCAGUCUACAGUCUAGACCCCUGACCCCUACCUGACCCCACACAUCUACAGUCUAGACCCCUGACCCCUAACUGACCCCACCAGUCUACAGUCUAGACCCCUGACCCCUACCUGACCCCACCAGUCUACAGACUAGACCCUUGACCCCUACCUGACCCCACCCGUCUACAGUCUAGACGCCUGACCCCUAACUGACCCCACCAGUCUACAGUCUAGACCGCUGACCCCUACCUGACCCCACCAGUCUACAGUCUAGACCCCUGACCCCUACCUUACCCCACCAGUCUAGACGCUGCAGAGAAAGGAGAAUGUUCCCUCAUCUGGCCAGUGGUAUAUAAUUCCUGUGUAUAUACAUGUGUGUUUCAUGCUGUAAAUAGUCUGAGUCUGUAAUGUGUAUUAUUAUAAAUGAGUUAUCUCUCUUCUG
Molecule: messenger RNA, 6434 nt
Organism: Oncorhynchus mykiss (rainbow trout)
Lineage: Eukaryota; Metazoa; Chordata; Actinopteri; Salmoniformes; Salmonidae
Source: RefSeq, a predicted model, not a curated record